Molecule: messenger RNA, 1005 nt
Organism: Prorocentrum cordatum
Lineage: Eukaryota; Dinophyceae; Prorocentrales; Prorocentraceae
Source: the annotation of a GenBank genome assembly
AGGCUCAUCAUGUACAGGACGAAGGAGCAGAAGCGACGCCGUGCCGAGGCUCGCGACAAGCUCGUGGCCAGGAGGACCGAGAUGCUGCUCCGCGGCCAGCCCCCGCCAGAGGACGAGGAGGAGGAACUACUUCUCGACGACGCCUAUGCAGACGACCUCCUCUGGUCUAAGAUGCUGUCUUUCUGCGACGCUGGCUACCUCAUGGGCAUGGGCUGCACCGAGCAGGGCUGCGAAAAAAACAAGGAGCAGAUACUGGAGGCAGGCCUGCAGGCGCCCCACGCGUACGGCAUCCUCGACGUCAAGGAGGUGCAGGACGCGGAGGGGAAGCUGCACCGCCUGGUCCAGAUCCGCAACCCGUGGGGCGAGGAGGCGCCGCGGACCUGGAACGGGGACUGGGGCAAGGAUUCUGGAAAGUGGACUUUCGACUUGAAGCUUCAGCUAGGUGUUGUGAACCGGUCGAACGUGAACAUGUACGACCAGAUGUCAAUCUUUUGGAUGAGCUUCGAAGACGUGAAGGAGUACUUCGCGGUCGUCGACGUCUGCCGCGUGCACGACGGCUGGGAGGAGUACCGCGAGCGCGGCUGGCUGCCCUGCGGCGUCGGGCCGGGCGAGGCGUUCGACCUGACCGUCUACGAGAGGACGCAGGUGGACCUUGUCCUGUGGCAGGAGAAGCACAUCAUGCGCAACAGCGCUGUCGGCGCCAGCACCAAUGUGGAUGUUGGUCUUGCGGUGCUGAGACGACGAGGCCGCAACGAGGACGGCAGCGAGGAGUUCGAGUGCGUGGAUUACAUCAAGCGCACCCUGGACGAUUGCGUCAGCCAGGAGGUCAUCCUCGAGGGAGGCUACGUGUACCAUUUGGUGCCCUUCUGCUUCAAUCAGAUGCAGGCGAUGGCGCCAAGAAGAGUCACCAUGGUGGUGCACGCGUCGAACCCCGUGCAGGUGCAGAAGGUGACGUCCACCUGGGACACGCUUGCUCGCGCUGCAUUUGGGGUAGCCUCGUCAAAG